Cryptomeria japonica (Japanese cedar) is the source of this 936-nucleotide messenger RNA. RefSeq names its product linamarin synthase 1-like. The record is from RefSeq and is a predicted model, not a curated record. Bases 1 to 936 code for a protein of 311 amino acids. The transcript has 3 exons. Gene Ontology annotation, molecular function: UDP-glycosyltransferase activity. NCBI's taxonomy places the organism in Eukaryota, Viridiplantae, Streptophyta, Pinopsida, Cupressales, Cupressaceae.
AUGAUAUCCGUUCCCUUUGAAUUUCCACCUAUGGAUACUCUGGAAGGCGUUGAAAAUGGAAUUGAGGCGUUGGCAAAGGACACGGGGCCUUCCGUAAUUGAUAAUGUCAUUCAGGAAAUAAACGCCAGGGAAGAAGAAAACAAGAUCACCUGUAUAUUUGCAGACGUCUGGAUGUGCUUUGGCUUACAACUGGUAGCCACGCUCCAUAACCUUCCUCUCGCCGCUUUUCACACAGCUCUUGUUUCACUCUUCGCCAUUCGCUACUUUAGUGCCCAUCUCGUCUCGCUUGGCAUCCUUCAUUCUGAUGAGAUUGAAGCUCCAGUAGACGAAACGUUGUCCAAAGAUGUGGGCGUUUAUCCAAUAGGUCCUCUAAUUCCUCCUGAGUAUUUCCAUAGCAGGACGGUCACGAAGUUCCUUGCAAGCUUCUGGAAAAAUGACACAGAAUGCUUACAGUGGUUAGAUAAACAGUGUGCUCACUCUGUGAUCUACAUAUCUUUUCAAAGUUUGGCAGUUGUGAGUGAAAAACAAUUGGAAGAGCUUGCUCUGGGAGUGGAGGCCACACAGAGACCGUUUCUAUGGAUUGUACGUUCUGAUCUAGUGAAAGGAAGCAAAGCUAUUUUACCUGCUGGUUUCUUGGAGCGAGAAAGCAUCACCAUGGGCGUGUCCAUGCUUUGUUGGCCUUACCAUGCGGACCAGUUUGUUAACCGCACGUAUGUUGUGGAUGUGUGGAAAUUGUGUCUGCCAUUGCAUGCGAAUAGCCAAAGAAUUAUAGAGCAGGGGGAGUUUGUGAAAGGUGUAGAGAUUUUACUGGAAUCGGAACAAGGCGUGGAGAUCAGAGAGGAAGCGAGAAAAUUGAAGAUAAUUGCUCGGAAUGCAAUCAAGGACGGCGGCUCCUCAUGGAAUAACUUUAAUCUAUUUGUCACAGCCAUGAAGUGA